Messenger RNA from Musa acuminata subsp. malaccensis (wild Malaysian banana), 1727 nucleotides. RefSeq names its product nucleolar protein 12. Lineage: Eukaryota; Viridiplantae; Streptophyta; Magnoliopsida; Zingiberales; Musaceae. Gene Ontology annotation, cellular component: nucleolus. The record is from RefSeq and is a predicted model, not a curated record. Gene Ontology annotation, molecular function: RNA binding.
AUUCCAGGGAAUGCCCAGCGAGAAUCCGCGCCUCCUCUCGUCUCCUCUCCAAAAAUCGAACCCAGCGAUGGGGAGGAAAUCGAAGGAUUCGGAUCAAGAAUCCUCGGCCGUCGUCAAAUCACUCUUCUCCGACGAUAAUCCCUUCCGCCGCAAGCCCCAGCCGGAGUCGCCUCUCCCGACGCCCGAGCUAGGGUUAGGGUUGGCUGGGAAACCGUCCAACCUCGUAGGUGGCGGCGUCGACGAUGCACAAGAGGCGAGGAAGAGAAAACGGAGUAAGGGGUCUGGAAUUCCUAAUCCUAGCUUGACGCCUGCCUCCAUUCCCAAUAAAAGGAACAAGUACGAGAAUGGAGAAGAUAGCGGGAGUCCCAAAGAGAACAGAAAGAAGAGGAAGAGGCGCGAGAUAGAGGAGGAGUACGAGAAGCGGAUAUAUGAUGCGGCGGAGAAUGUUCUCGAGGGUGAUGGGGUUGAAGGAAGGAUUGUUGCAGUCGGGGAGAAGAGGAAAGCGGCUGAUGUGGUCUCAUCAGACAUGGAGGUCUCAAAGGAGGCCUUCGAUGACGAAAGCAAGCUUAUGAGGACGGUGUUCGUUGGAAAUUUACCACUAAAGACCAAGCGAAAAUCUCUGCAGAAGGAGUUCCUGAAAUUUGGUGAGGUGGAGUCCGUCCGGAUAAGAUCCGUGCCUAUUGUCUACAGCAAGACACCCAGGGCGAUAGUGCAGGGCAAAAUCAAUGAUGCUGUUGAUAGUGUACAUGCAUACAUUGUUUUUAAAGAUGAGCAAUCAGCAAAGGCUGCACUAUCCCAUAAUAUGGCACAGUUUGGAGGAAAUCACAUUCGUGUGGACAUGGCAUGUCCACCUCGUAAGAAAUUGAGAGGAGAUGGUCCACUUUACGACAAAAAGAGGACUGUUUUUGUGGGCAACCUACCUUUUGAUGUGAAGGAUGAAGAACUCUAUCAGUUGUUUUGUGGGGUGAGCGAAAUAGAAUCUAAUGUGGAAGCUAUACGAGUUGUUAGAGAUCCUCAGACGAGCUUGGGCAAGGGUAUUGCAUAUGUUCUGUUUAAAACACGGGAUGCUGCCACUUCUGUUGCUAAGAGAAGGGACUUAAAGGUUAGAGAUCGUAUGCUUAGAGUUUGCCAUGCAAAGUCUGCGGAUGCUACACCAUCAAAGAGUUCGAGUGUCGGACCAAAGAGGCAAUUCCCGGGGAAGACGCAUGGUGUGGCGAAUGGUGGGACAUCGUCAGCAGGUGAAAAUGACAAAUCCAAGGUGAAGGCUGCUUCUCUGUCAUACCAAGGAGUGAGAUCAAGCAAAUCUGGUGUGAUGAAGAAGUCAAACUUGCGGCCACAAGUCAGUAACCAAGGGAACAACAAGAGGGGUGGAGGUUCAGAUCAGAUGGCUCCUAAAGCUAAACGGCCUGCGGUUGCUGCCAGGAAAGCAAAGCAACUUCUGAAGAAACGCAAACUGGAGGCUGGUACACCACUGAAUACCCACGUCAACAAGAAAGCAAGAAAGGAUUGAAGUCCGCAAUUUGAUCGACUCGUUGUAAUAUUUAAUUGUGCACUAGAUUGUUUGUUGGUUGCUGACCUGACAAAGUGCACGAAGAUGAAGAAAGUCUCUUCCUAGUUCUUGUAAUGUUGGCUGUGCACGACUCUAACAAACUUUUUUGUGGUAACUGGCACGCCUCCAUAAACUCAUCUUGCAUGCUGAAGGUGUGUUUUCAGUUCUAUCGCCAACC